ACGGUGGGGACCUUGCCUUCCUUGCGACCUUGCUCCAAGACAAAGCCCUCCAAGCCUUAGUUCAUCCAAGCACAAUCAUGCGAAUGAUGCAAGCACGACCGAAACAACGAAGCUGAGGAGUCAACUGAAAACUAAAGCCACCGGAACUUCCGAACCCCUGAGCCGACUUCUCGCCGAAGCUCUCACUGCAACAUCGGAACAAGUGCGUGUGAAUGUUGGAGACCUGGAAACUGUUUGUCGAGUCUUGCGUCGACAGCGAAGCAAGGUGCGCCCAACAGGGCCGUCAACAACUAGGGACCUGCAUGUUCAGGACACCUGGGCAACAACCGGAAGAGCACAACCACAGCCGUUUCUACUUUGACAACGGGCAAGAGCGCCAAGGCCGCAUGCUGGUUUUCUUCCACCCACGAGCAACUCGCAGCGUUAAGCAGUAGCUAGACCUGGUAUAUGGAUGGCACAUUCUCAGUGUGCUCGCAGAUAUUCAAGCAGCUCUACGUCCUGCGCUGCAAAGUAGGAGACAGUUCAUUGGCCUGAAUGCUCAUACUUCUUUCGGGAAAGAGCUUGGCGACCUACGAGGAACUCUUUGAAGCGAUUGUGGAGAGCUGUGAGGAAAGAGGGUACCAUCUGGACCUUACUGUUAUCAUAAGCGACUAUGAGAUCGCCGCCAUGAAAGCUGCAAAGGAGGUCUUCGGGGAACACGUUACUACCAGAGGUUGCUUCUUCCAGCUAUGCCAAAGCAAUCGCAGAAAGAUCCACAUGAAGAUUGUUGCCUUCAGCAACCAGGGGAUAGCUCCGUCCAGUUGCGACGCCUCGUCGUGCGCAGUAAAGGUGCUGCAUGCCCUUCCCAAGUGCCCGAUGUCAGAGGCCCGGGAGCUGGAGCUUUUGUUGGGCUCUGCACACCUCAACGUAAGGCGGACGGUGCCAAGUGGGUGGGCGGCCGCUGCAGCGUCCCUCCUCCUGCAGGCCCUUCUGGAGGCACAUGAUGCCGUGGCCCGAAAGGACUUUGUGCCUUCGCUUGGUGAGGCCCCCUGCGACGAGGAUGAGGAGACGGUCCGCAUUGUGCAGCUGGUCAAGGGAAACGAACCACUGGGGGCCACUGUCAAGUUCUGCGAGGGGGCCCAGGCAAUCACGGUGGCCAGGAUCCUGCACGGAGGAGCGGCCGACCGGAGCGGCCUCAUUCACGUGGGCGACCAAGUGCACGAGGUGAAUGGAGUCAGCGUCAAGGGCAGGGCACCCCUGGACGUUGUCAACCUUCUGCAAAGCCAGGAGGGCCCCGUCACGCUGAAGCUGGUGCCUGGCGAGGAGCCGCUGACUUGCGCGGAGCGGCGGCUACGACUGCGCGCCCUGUUUGACUACGCGCCCGAGCGGGAUCCGCUGAUCCCGUGCCCGGAGGCCGGCCUGCCCUUCUGCCGAGGGCAGGUGCUGCAUGUGGUGAGCGUGGCGGACGCCGGAUGGUGGCAGGCACGCUGGGACGGGGAGCGCUCGGCCCCCGCCCGGCUCAUCCCGGCCCCAAGCCUGCAGGAAAGGCGUUUUGCCUCCCUGCGAGUGGCUGGAGACGAGGCUGAGCUUCCUGGCUGCUACUACUCGCCACUUCAGCUCAAGGCCCGGAGGGCAAAGAAGGUCAUGUACCAUGUCGCCGACAACCAGGAUUUUGACCGUGAACUGAUUUCCACCUAUGAGGAAGUGGCCAAGCUUUAUCCGCGCCCCGGCCUGCACCGGCCUAUAGUGCUGAUCGGACCCCCGGGAGUCGGAAGGAAUGAGCUGAAGCGAAGACUGGUUGCCAGCAACCCUGACAAGUUCCGGACGACCAUUCCUUACACGAGCCGUCCUGCCAAGCCGUGGGAAGUGGACGGCAGGGACUACUACUUCGUGAGCCGUGCACUAAUGGAGCAAGAAAUUCGCCAGGGACGUUUUGUGGAGCACGGCAAGUACCGAGGAAACCUGUACGGCACGAGCCUGGACACGGUGCGGGCAGUUGUCAACAGUGGCUUUGUGUGCGUGCUCAGCCCUCAUCCCCAGGCACUGAAGAUGCUGAGGACGGCUGAACUCAAGCCAUUUGUGAUCUUCAUUAAGCCACCUAGUCUGGAGGUUUUGAAGGAGACCCGUAACAGAGCUUGUGCACGCUCGACCUUCGACGAGAACUGCUCCCGAGGAUUUACGGACGAUGAGUUCCACGACAUACUGUACCUGGGCCACAAGAUGGACUUUCUGUACGGCCACAUGUUUGAUCGAACCAUAGUGAAUGAAGAACUGUCCCACGCCUUCCAUGAACUGAUGACCGUCCUGAAGGAAAUAGAGGCGGAACCGCAAUGGGUGCCUGCCAGUUGGGUGGUUGCCUCGCAGUGAGUCCUGCCCUGGAAAGCUGGGGCUGAACGCCGGUCUGCUCUGUGCCAUUGCCUGGAGGUGUUUCUCCGAGAAGUGUCUAGUGAUCCUUGCUCAGGCUGGGUGCAGAUGGGUCACGAGGGAAGCGCGUAGCUAAGAAGAUUUUAUUCCCUUCUCGUCACGCAUUUGAGGAAAUAAAGCGGACAACUACUACUUGGGACCAACAAAGCUAUGCACUUCUAGGAGUGAAAGGUAGUUUCUCAUGGACUGAAGUGGCCCAAUGAUUACGCAAAGGUGCGUGUAAAGGUCCGUUCACACAGUGGCAUUCGACAAUGUUACGAGGAGUUAAGACCAAGAGUCAACGGCAUAUCUGUGCUUCGCGUGUUGUAUGCAAGGCUACUUCUUGAAUUGAUUGCUAUGCUUUGUACGAAUCACAAAUGGCACAGCGACUCGCAGCCAUAACUCGACCUAAGUCCUUGCAAUGUAGUCGAACAGACAUAAUCAUACACUAUUGUGUGAGCAUACUCAUACUGUACUGUGUGAAUGGGCCUUUGAAGUAGAAGCUUCAUGCGAGCAUUAUGGCUGGGUGAUGUUCAGCUCUGAUGUAUUUUGUCCGCAUCAAACGUUUAGUACAGUGGUUGUGGCAGUUGAUCAAGUCAAAGAAUUAAUUUAAUGAAGUGGAAGUCGAAAAAUGUGAGAGUGGGUGAGUUGAAACUUGUGGGGGAGCUCAUGCACAAUUGGGGACAUUUCUUUGUGCUCUCUUCUGUGAUAUUUCUCCCUUGGUGUUAAAGGGCAACUCCGCUUCAUUUUUGUUGAAAAAAAAUGAUGCAGUCCUCUUCAGUAUCACUUAGGAAGACCACACGUCAAAUAUUACGACCUAGUUCUAUCUAAAUGUUUCUUAAAUGGUCUGGCAAACUUUGCAAUGUGCCAAGUUGCCGAAAUCGGCUGACUCUAGCGUGUGAAUCGAGGUGCAACCAACUGUGUAGUCAAGGCUACGGUGUUGGUGUACCCACAUUGAGCUAAAUGUCAUCACCAUUGCCUCUUUUUGUUUGUUUUUCCUUCUUCGGGCAAGCGUAACAGGUGACGUCAGCAACAUUUCCUCUCUGCGCUCAGUGGGGUCCAUGUGAUUGGCGUAAUGCGCCUGCGCAGUGCGCUUCUUCGGAGCCGUCCCGCCGUUACCGCCGUGUCUCGCGUCGCAACCGCCGUCGUCGUCUCACCGUUUGUGAUUAUUGUCUCUCGGAGUUUCGUUCACACUACGUGCGCAGACUGAUGCCGCAGUUGUGCAGACGUCCUCAAAUGUCGUAGACACCAAAACGUGGUGAAGAGUGCGGUGCAGACGACACUUGCGCCUAGCAUAUGCCCGCCCCAAUCCCGCCCCAAUCCCGCCCAUCGUUGCAUAGGGGAUCACAGGACAUCUCGUACCCUGUGAUAGUCAUGUUUUCGGCAGCCCGAGGCCAAUGUUGCCAGACAGAGCCGAAGUUUCGAUUUCUCUUCAUGUUUAAAGUAAGAUUUGACAAUAUAUAUCCCAUUUUUCACGAAGCAAUUGAUGUAUAGUGCCCUUUAUUGGUGCUUUUUAAUGUGCAAUCGCUCAUUAUCGUGAAAUUUUUGGGAUUGAGCGGAGUUGCCCUUUAUGUUGAUCCAGUACAACACGCAUGUAUGUUCUUUGUGCAUGUGUAUUAUAGGUAGGAUUUUGUGUUUUUGAAGUUUAUUUUUUGUGAAAUUUGGAGGUUGUUUUUUUUAGUUUAUUUUUUGCUGCGAAUUCGGGGUUUAUCGGAG
Ixodes scapularis (black-legged tick) is the source of this 4098-nucleotide messenger RNA. It is a transcript of the gene metro, whose product is annotated as MAGUK p55 subfamily member 7. The coding region runs from base 535 to 2346 and encodes 603 amino acids. Gene Ontology annotation, molecular function: protein binding. Gene Ontology annotation, cellular component: plasma membrane; cell-cell junction. The transcript has 13 exons. NCBI's taxonomy places the organism in Eukaryota, Metazoa, Arthropoda, Arachnida, Ixodida, Ixodidae. The record is from RefSeq and is a predicted model, not a curated record.